AUGUCUCUCACCUUCAGCACUCCCUUCUACUCCCUCACCGACUUUGACCGCCUCUUCGAUGAGGCCUUCAACGCCCGCGCAGGCCCUGUUUCCCGCCGGGCGAGUCUGCCGUCCGAGUCAUGCGUCCGAAGUAAGAUGGACCUCCAUGAGGACAAGGAGAACAAUCUCGUCACUGCCACUUUCGAGCUCCCGGGUCUCACGAAGGAGGCCGUGAGCCUCGACGUGCGCGACAACGUGCUCAGCGUCUCGGGUGAGUCCACAAUCUCGGCCGAGCGCGACGAGAAGGGCUACGCGGUGCGCGAGCGCCGCUUCGGCAAGUUCUCGCGCGCGGUUCCGCUUCCUCAGGGGAUCAAGCCUGAGGAGAUCAAGGCGUCGAUGACCGACGGUGUCUUGACCGUCACCUUCCCGCGCACCACGCCCGAGCAGGCGCCGCAGAAGGUCAAGAUCGACUGA
Molecule: messenger RNA, 453 nt
Organism: Epithele typhae
Lineage: Eukaryota; Fungi; Basidiomycota; Agaricomycetes; Polyporales; Epitheliaceae
Product: small heat shock protein
Exons: 3
Coding region: 1-453 (150 amino acids)
Biological process (GO): protein folding; response to heat; response to hydrogen peroxide
Source: RefSeq, a predicted model, not a curated record